AUGGCAGCCAUGAUCGACCCAGAGAAGGCGCCAUGUGAUAAGGAACAUUCACCGGCUUCCGCAGAACGGACCCAUCUGCACGUGGUCAAUGAGGAUCGCUUGCGCCGCUCUCUUAGCGCGAGACAAGUUCAGAUGAUUGCAAUAGGAGGGACUAUAGGAACUGGAUUGUUCCUAGGGACCGGGAAAGCGCUGGCAACUGGUGGGCCUGCGUCGCUGUUGAUCUGCUAUGCCAUCGUCGGAGGCAUCGUCUUCGUGACGAUGUUGUCACUAGGCGAGAUGGCAGCUUUUGUGCCCGUUGCAGGAUCUUUUUGCACCUUCGCUGGCCGCUACGUUGACGAUGCUUUUGGAUUUGCUCUCACCUGGAAUUACUGGUUCAAUGAUGCGGUUUCGACAGCCGCUGAUCUGGUCGCACUGCAGUUGCUAGUGCAGUACUGGACGGACAGCUUCCCAUGGUAUGCACUCGGUAUCAUAGUAUGGGUGAUUAUCGUUCUGGCGAACAUCAUCCAUGUACGAGCAUAUGGCGAAUUGGAGUACUGGCUCAGUCUACUGAAGGUAGUGACGAUCAUCAUCUUCAUUAUCUUGAGCAUCGCAGUCAAUGCCGGUGGUAAUAUCGGAUACGGUUAUAUCGGAGGCAAGUUCUUCACGAAAGGGGAUGCGCCCUUUGUCGGUGGUAUAGGAGGCUUCGCAUCAGUAUUUGUGACAGCUUCGUUUGCAUAUGGCGGGACAGAAUCCAUCGCCAUCACCGCCGGAGAAACGAAGGAUCCAGCUCGCGUGCUGCCAAAGGUCGUCAAGAAUGUGUUUUGGCGCAUCCUCCUCUUCUAUAUCCUCUCCUCCCUGAUGAUUGGCCUUAACAUUCCAUACGACUACCCUGGCCUGAGCACCAAGUCCAGUCGCACGUCACCAUUCACGAUUGCGUUUCAGAUGGCGGGUUCAAAGGCCGCAGGUUCUUUCGUAAAUGCGGUCAUUCUUACCAGUGUCAUCUCCGCAGGAAACCAUGCGCUGUAUGCCGGGUCUCGACUGCUCUUUACGCUGGGCGCAAAUGGCCAUGCCCCGGAAGUCUUUACCAGGUUGACUAGGUACCAGGUCCCGUGGGUAGCGGUCAUGACCACCAGUCUAGUCUCUAUUGUCCUGUUUUCCUUGUCUUUCGUUGGGUCUGGCCAACUCUGGACAUGGUUGCAAAACAUAGUGGGCGUCUCCAACCAAUUGAGCUGGAUCAGCAUUGGCAUCGCAUCACUGCGGUUUCGAGCAGGUGUAAAGGCUCAGGGCAAAGAACAUUUGCUUCCGUUCAAGAAUUGGACCUAUCCUUGGGGACCGGUCCUGUGCGUUGUGCUUAAUAUCUUCAUCGUGCUCGUCCAAGGAUGGACUGCAUUCAGUCCGAAGUUUGCUGCUAUUGACUUUGUGAGCUUCUAUCUUGAGCUACCUAUCUUUGUGGGAAUGAUUAUCAUCUGGAAGCUUGUCAAGCGCACCAAGUUCAGGAAGGCGAGCGAUAUGGAUCUACAGACCGAUGUUUAUACGAAAGAAGAUAUGGAGCCAGUGGAGAAGAGUUGGAAAGGAACUGGUAAGAGAAUUGAAGCCGAACACAUCAUAAUCUACUAUUACGCGAAGUUACCACCUACUGUCGCUUCUUCCCUACUGGCUCCUGUACAGAUUUUUUCGCGCGGAGCAUCAACAUCGAAUGUCGUAACUCAUCUAUGGGUGGUGGAGCCAUACUUUCUAAUGAAUGAGAAUCAGAAUACGGUGUCAGGCAUCUGUACAUCCGGCAGCCUCGACAUUGUCCAUAGUAUAAAGAUGGUCGAGGCAGCCGGAGAAUGGUCAAGCUCAAGCUUCUCCAUCCUUGCAGGCUUUGUCCUCGGCGCAUGCGCUGCACCUACAACUCUGACCCUCAAUCUCAAUAUCCAAGAGCUUACCGACUUCGCCACGACCGCAGUUGGUGAGGAACAAAUCCUGGCAUUUACAUCACAACACUACAUCAACGCUGUCCCUGAAGAAGUGGUCAAUGGCACCGAACCCACCGGUGGCCUCGCCGGGGCUUCAGGAACCUUCAACUUUGGCAUCAACAGCGCUGCAAACAUGAUAUGCUACAACAUCACUCUGCACAACUUCCAGGGCGAAUUCGACUCCCCUGCCACAACAGCCACGCAUAUUCAUCAAGCUGCGCGCGGGGCUUCGGGACCACCACGAAUCGCGUUUCCCGACCCACAGCCCGUCAAUGGAGACGUUGCCGUGAGGAAUAGUGCGGGAUGUAUGACAGGACCGUUUACGACGGGCGUGAUGAUCGAGGGCAAGGAUUCGGGCGAGGGAUUUCAUGUUGAGAUGAUCGAGGCUGAUCCGGCUGCUUUUAUGGCGGAUACGCAUUCUAGUCUUGCGCUGCCUGGUGCGGUGAGGGGACAGAUGGCUUGA
Plenodomus lingam JN3 is the source of this 2400-nucleotide messenger RNA. RefSeq lists its product as uncharacterized. Gene Ontology annotation, cellular component: membrane. The record is from RefSeq and is a predicted model, not a curated record. Gene Ontology annotation, molecular function: amino acid transmembrane transporter activity. Lineage: Eukaryota; Fungi; Ascomycota; Dothideomycetes; Pleosporales; Leptosphaeriaceae. Gene Ontology annotation, biological process: amino acid transmembrane transport.